UUCAACGGAAGGAAAAGAAAAACGAAAAAAAAAAUUGAAAAAAAAAAGAUAAAAAAAUGGAAGCGGAGAAGAAACGAAAACAAUAGUACUAGUAGCAACGAAUUAAAGCUGAAGAGUUUGAUUAAUUUAUCGCCAUAUGAAGAGGAAGGGUGAGUGAGAGAGAUGCAAUUGUUUUUACAGAGGGAGAGAAGUGAAGUCCAAUUAGAAGCCCUAGAGUUUACCCUCUCUUCUCAUGAAUGCAAUGGCGAUGCCAAAAUUUGGUAAUUCGCCUAUACCUACUGAGGUUUUGUAUCCAUUUCUUAAUUAUAAGUCUUCCUCUACACUUCACAAUCCUUAAUCACACAUGUGAUCGCGCAAUUCCUACUCAGACCCGCUUUGAUUUGGUCGGAGCCAUCUAGAUUCCGUUGUAUUUCUCCGAUCCGGCCAAUAUUAGGGCGGUGUGUUUGGAUCCAUGGACGAUCUGGAUAUCAUGGCCCGCGACUUCGGGUUCGGGAAAUCCAAACCGAUGAGAUCCGCGCAGUUCAGCGAAAUGUUUGGCGAGCCCGCCAAGUUCACACCUAGUAGUCAACACUCUUCAAUGGGGGACAUCGAUUAUAAUUCCAUGUUCAGUUCAGAGGGAAACAAUAGUAGGUCGUCGGCUCCUGUUUAUGAUAAGCCGGUAUACGAUGACGAUAUUUUUGAGGGGCUGCCGGGAUUGAAGAGCAACUCACCUUCCUCGGCGGUUAGGUUUGACAAUGACGUGUUUGCUGGAAAUCAGAAACAUGAUUAUGAUGAUCUGUUGGGGAAUUUCGGAAAGAGAGAGCAAGCAAAGGAGAACAUUAUGGGCAAUAGUGCUAAGAGCAAGAGCAAUUCGAGUUCGAAGGGAUAUGAUGACCUGCUUGCAGGGUUUGGGAGUGCCCCUUCUGCUGCUAGCAACAGGAUCAGUCCUAUCCACUCUGUGGGGCCAACGGUGAUGGAUUAUUUCUUUAGAACAGAGUCAGAUAUGCGCUCUGUACCAGUUGGUGGCUCAAAGCAUGGAUCCCAAGAUUCUUCGUCAUCUAGGGUAUUUCCUGAUCCACUAGAGGAGAUCAAUAAGCAUGGAAAAUUUAGGAAAACAAGGGCUGACGCUUCAUCAGGUGGUGGCAGAGGCUUUGAGGACUUAAAUCCUCUUAAUAGUUUUGGAAAACCUGCCCAGUCUUUUUCCCUUGGGAAGGAUACAGGAGGUAAAGAAGGGAGUCCUUCAAGAUCUGCAUCUCCGCAGUUUGUUUCAACAAGAGAAAAUAUAGGGAGUUCUUCUUCCAGAUACUCAGAAAGCAAUAUGGAGAAGAAAAGUCCUCUAGAUAACUUUCAGGAACCUCCCUUGUUUGACAUGCCAAAAUUAUCUACAGACUUUCAGAAAUCUUUUGAUCAAACUGCUCCUCAAUAUUUUGAAACAAGCUCACACAUUGAUACAUCUACCCAAUCAACAGGAUUAGGACAGCAGUCAGAUGAUGUAUGGUUGACUGUGUCUGAGAUUCCUCUUUUCACGCAACCCACAGCUGCUCCACCUCCCUCACGGCCCCCGCCACCCAUUCCUCAUCAUAAGUUAAGGGCAGAAACAGUUUCCUCUUAUUCAAGUUCAAAAAAGAAAGGUGAUAAAUUCCCUCCCUCGUCAAAUCAUCGUCAAUAUUCCCAAAGUCCUAAGAUGUCACGUCCUGUGACCAAGGGCCAGCAGCUUUCGCAGUUUGGUGAACUUGAUGACUUUUCCCAGAGUGGGUCCCAAAAUGGCCUUGAUGGAAGUGUAAACCUACAUUCUACUGAAGAUACCAAUGCAUUCUCUGCUGCUGCUGAUGCAUCAGCUGCAGCUAUGAAGGAGGCCAUGGAGAAAGCUGAGGCUAAAUUCAGGCAUGCUAAGGAGGUGCGCGAAAGGGAAUAUGCGAAGACUGCAAGAUAUAAGGAAUCUGUGCAGCUGGAGAAAGAUGAGCAAGAUAGUCAGGAGAGAAAUCUGAGAGAUAUCAAUGAAAUAUUGGAGCGUGAAAGGAAACAAAAGGAAGAGGAAGAGAGAGAGCAGAUAAGACUUCAGAGGGAGAGGGAGAGAUCAAUGGAGAUUGAAAGAGAGAAGGGUAGACAGGCUGUAGAAAGGGCUAAUCGUGAAGCACGUGGUAGGGCAGCAGUUCAUGCACGUGAAAAACAAGCCGCUGAAGCUCACUUAAGAGCUGAAAAGGCUGCUGUUGAGAAGGUAAGUGCUGAAGCUCGAGGACGUGCUGAAAAAGUAGCAGUGCAAAGGGUACAAGCUGAGGCCCGUGAAAGAGCUGCUGCAGAAGCCAGAGGGAGAGCAGAAAAGGCUGCUGCAGAAGCUAGGGAAAGAUCCACUGCUGCAGAAACAAAAGAUAAAGAACUUAGGGAAAAAGCUUUUGCGGUAAGGGCUGAAGUAGAAGCAAGACGUCGGGCUGAAAGAGCUGCUGUUGACAGGGCUGCAACAGAAGCACGUGAAAGGGCAACAGCAGCAGCAACUGCUACAAUGAUGAAUCAACAGCGGAAUGAUGAUGAUCUGGAAUCAAUUUUUGGCAUGGGACGAGCAAACAGUGCACCUAAGGCACGAGAAAAUUCUACUAAUCCCUUUUCUAGUCAGCAGUAUCAGAACAAGGGAGGUGCUGAAUCUGGAAAGAGAACAUCUUCUAAUGGAUCUUCGUCCAACAUGAAGAAAGUUUCUUCCACUUCUAAUAUUGUUGAUGAUUUAUCUUCUGUUUUUGGAGCUCCAUCAGCUGGAGAAUUCCAAGAGGUUGGAGGGGAAACUGAAGAAAGAAGACAAGCCAGGCUGGAGCGCCACCAACGCACUCAAGAGCGUGCUGCUAAAGCCGUGGCUGAAAAAAAUCAACGGGAUCUGCAAGCUCAGAUGGAGCAGGAAGAAAGACAUAGGAUGGCCGCAACAUUAGAUAUUGAAAUCAAGCGCUGGGCGGCUGGAAAAGAAGGAAAUCUGCGAGCCUUAUUAUCAAGUUUGCAAUAUGUGCUUUGGCCCGAAUGUGGCUGGCAGCCUGUUUCACUGACAGAUUUAAUCGUUGGUGCCUCUGUCAAAAAAGCCUAUAGAAAAGCUACCCUAUGCAUUCAUCCCGACAAGAUGCAGCAAAAGGGUGCCACUCUCCAACAGAAGUACAUCACCGAAAAGGUCUUUGACUUGCUGAAGGAGGCGUGGAAUAAAUUCAACUCGGAGGAGCUUUUCUAAGUGCUGGCUCGAAUUCUUAACCUUUGAGAAGGAAGCACACACCAUCUGAAUAGUGUAAAAUCAGUGGUCUCAAAGCAUGCAAGUAAUGACACUCUUUGGUGCGUUUUUUUGGGUAUUUCGAAAGGGUGGAAUAUGGAUACGGGACCUCUGCUCUGCGGUUGCUGCUGAGAUUCUUGAAAAGUUUGUACAUCUAAGUGUAAAUUUGAUGGAAAUGCUACAUAUACAACUGAACCAAACUUGAAAGAUAGAGAAAAUAUUGAUUACCAAUUACCAUAUAUCUUUUUCUAUA
Salvia hispanica is the source of this 3470-nucleotide messenger RNA. RefSeq names its product auxilin-related protein 1-like. Gene Ontology annotation, molecular function: clathrin binding. Gene Ontology annotation, biological process: clathrin coat disassembly; clathrin-dependent endocytosis. The record is from RefSeq and is a predicted model, not a curated record. Gene Ontology annotation, cellular component: vesicle; intracellular membrane-bounded organelle; cytoplasm. NCBI's taxonomy places the organism in Eukaryota, Viridiplantae, Streptophyta, Magnoliopsida, Lamiales, Lamiaceae.